Molecule: messenger RNA, 2134 nt
Organism: Coccinella septempunctata (seven-spotted ladybird)
Lineage: Eukaryota; Metazoa; Arthropoda; Insecta; Coleoptera; Coccinellidae
Product: (Lyso)-N-acylphosphatidylethanolamine lipase
Exons: 6
Coding region: 324-1460 (378 amino acids)
Cellular component (GO): lipid droplet
Source: RefSeq, a predicted model, not a curated record
AUUUUUGCAUUGAAAAUUUUCUUGAUUACAUGUCGUUGAAAAAUUAUCAGAAAACAUAACAAAGCAUUUCGAAUUCAAAGUUCAUCGCAGAUAUUCAUUAAUGUUCAAGAAUCAAGAUAUUUUCCAAAUAAUAUGAGAUAUCACCGUACAGAUUAUUCCUAUCGAGAAAUAAUGAACUCAAAUUGUGUUUUAUUGUUGAGAUGGAUAUACUCUAUAGUACCUUCCUUGUAAUGAUUUAUCGAGCAUGUAUUUAUAGCGUACUCGAAUAAUUAUUUUUGUGAUGUAUAUUUCGCUCAGUUGAUAAAUAAAUCAUAAUCAAAGUUAUGGAUUUCAACAAUGAAGAAAAUGUUCAAAAAGUGAGCUUCUUGAAGCCAAAUUGGUUCACAUGGAAUAAGUUUUCGGAGCCAAUGUUAAGAACUUUGGAGAAGAAAAUAUUCUCAAUUUUGAAGGUGCCUUAUAGAGGUUGGUACGUGGAUAUUGGUCCUGUCGUAGGCUCUGCAGAUAAAAUAUGGACAAUUUCUAUGAACACAGAAUCAAAGAAAACUCCUCUUGUAUUACUUCAUGGAUUGGGGGCUGGUGUAGCAUUGUGGUGCCUCAACUUGGAUGCUUUUGCAUCUACUAGACCAGUAUAUGCUUUUGAUUUAUUAGGAUUUGGUAGGAGCAGUAGACCUACUUUUAGUACUGACAGUUUAGAGGCUGAAAGACAGUUGGUUGAUUCUCUAGAAGAAUGGAGGAAGGAAAUGAAAUUAGAAGAGUUCAUUUUUCUUGGUCACAGUUUGGGUGGUUUUUUGGCUACUUCCUAUACAAUCAGUUAUCCCGAGAGAGUGAAACAUUUAAUUCUUGCAGAUCCCUGGGGUUUUCCUGAAAGACCUCGAGAUUUAAGUGAUAUGCCUUUGUGGGUAAGGGCAUUAUCAACUGUAUUAACGCCUUUCAAUCCUUUAUCAGGGAUUCGAGCUGCUGGUCCAAUAGGACCUUGGUUCAUAAAUGUCAUUCGUCCUGAUAUCACCAAGAAGUAUGCUGGUUCCAUUGAUGAAUCCCUUAUACCAAAAUAUAUUUACCAGUGCAAUUCUCAGACCCCAAGUGGAGAAAGUGCAUAUCAUUGUAUGAUGUCUGAAUUUGGGUGGGCAAAAAACCCUAUGGUGAAACGUAUUGAUCAACUCAAAGAAGAUGUACCCAUAACUCUUUUGUAUGGAUCAAGAUCAUGGGUAGAUCAUUCUGCUACCAGUGUAAUAAAAGAAAAAAGGUACAAUUCAUACUUCAGAUUGAAGGUUAUUCCUGGAGCUGGACAUCAUGUAUAUGCAGAUAAACCUGAAAUUUUCAAUCAAAUUGUGUUGGAUUGUUGUCGAGUUGCUGAUGGAGAAGCUACACAGCUGGCAAUAGAAGACAAACCCCAGGAUGAGGAAACAUCUACAAAAUACAAAUUCACAUCAUUUCACAGUGAGAUAGAGAAAGAUCAUUGAUUGAAUUCUGAAACAAUUAUAUUUGAUUUUUGAUAGUAGCUAGAACGAAUUAUUUAUUUAUGAACGAAAUUUUCAAAACUAAUGUACAAAUAAAAAUAUAGGUUAUAUUAUGGUAGAGGGAAAUAACUACGUAUAACCUUGGUGGUAUGAACUGUUUUGAAUUUCCUCUCUUUGUUGAUUUUAAGGAAUUAUGUAGAAACUUCCAUGCUAGUAAUGAAUAUAGUUCCAAUAAUUUUUUUUUGGAUCAUUCAAUUGAUGUAUUAUAAUUCUUUGUGCAAGGAAGGUUGAAAGGAUGUGAAAACUACUGGGUUGAUUAUAAAUAAUGUGCUAAAUUCUACCUGGAGAAGAGUUGGAAAGUUUUAACUGAAGUUUUAUCAUGUUUUUAGUGUUGUGAGUACAAAUUCAGGUAAAAUGUAAUUGUUCCUCUAACAAAUCGUUUUUGUUGAUUACUAAUAUAAGGAGAUGUUAAAGUGAUCGAUGUAUUCUUGUUAUUUGUUUACUUUAGCAACAUGUAUUAUAUUACUGUGACUGUCAGUAUCAUUCUGUGAUAUUUGUUGUUAAGUUGAUUUCCACUUUGACAGAUUUACAAGUUAUUAAACAUUUGAUCAAACUCAUUAUAUUUUGUAAAUGUUUAUUAAUAUUAGUUCAUAUAAAUAAACAAAAUCAAUAGAAAA